UUCGAAAACGCUAGCGAAAAUGAAGGUUGCUGUGGUAACUGGUGCAAAUAAAGGUAUUGGAUUUGAGAUAGUAAAAGCGUUGUGCCAAAGGUAUAAUGGAAACGUGUAUCUAACGGCAAGAAACGCAAUUAAAGGGAACGCUGCAGCUUGCAAACUCAAAAAAUUGGGUUUAAACCCCAUUUUCCGUCAAUUGGAUGUUGAAGAUGAGGAAAGUAUUAAAAGGUUUCGAGAUUACAUAGCCAAGCGCGAAGGAGGAAUAAACCUUUUGUUUAAUAAUGCGGGAGUUACUUUUGAUGAGUGUACCCAGCUUUUUUCAAAGGAGGCGGAGAAGGUGGUAAAUGUGAACUUCUUUGGAACGCUACAUGUGUCCGAGAUUCUGGCGCCCUUAUUACGGUAUGGUGCGCGAAUCAUCAAUACAUCCAGCUACUUUGGUCAUUUGUCCAACAUUCCUUCUGCAAGUCUCAGAGACCGGCUCGCAUCAAGGAACUUAACAGUUGACGGUUUAUGUCAGUUAAUGAAUGAGUACUUAAGUGACGUUCGACAAAAUAAACAUAUUACUAACGGAUGGGGAGAUUCUCCUUACAAUGUAUCCAAAGUUGCGGUUGCCGCCCUAACGAUCGUUUUGCAAAGACAAUUCGACAACGAUCCCGAAAAGAGGCAGAUUUCUGUUAAUUCUGUUCACCCUGGCUAUUCUAAAACGGACUUGACGGGAAACACCGGAACGUACACUGCAGAAGAAGGUGCGAGACCUGCAUUAUUUGCUGCCCUGGAUGCAGAGGGACUGAGAGGGCAAUUUGUGUGGGAGAAUUUAGCCAUUAUCGACUGGUAUUCUCCUAAUCCUCCUAGUUUCUAGUGUGCAACGUUAUUCAACUUUAGCAAUUAUUAUUGUACGUAUUAAAUUAAAUACAUUGUUACAUCAAGCAGGAUAAUAAAAAAC
Photinus pyralis (common eastern firefly) is the source of this 937-nucleotide messenger RNA. Its product is annotated as carbonyl reductase [NADPH] 1-like. The coding region runs from base 20 to 853 and encodes 277 amino acids. The transcript has 4 exons. Lineage: Eukaryota; Metazoa; Arthropoda; Insecta; Coleoptera; Lampyridae. Gene Ontology annotation, molecular function: carbonyl reductase (NADPH) activity. The record is from RefSeq and is a predicted model, not a curated record.